AUGAGCGGCAAAGGUGUCAAACGCGCUUCCCCCGGAGCGUCGACGGAGAAGAAUCCCCUUGGGGACGUGGAGCUGACCGACGAGGAUGCUCAGAAGUUGAACGGCAUCCAGAAGGAGAUCGCGCGUACGGAGCUGCUGCUAGAACGCCGCGCUCAGGAGGCAUUGUACCCCGUGUAUGAAAAGCGUCGUGUAAUCCUCAAGGGUAUCUCCAAGUUCUGGCCCGUGGCACUCAUGAACCACAGCAUGUUCGCGCUUCACGCGCAGCACAACUCGGAUCAGGUCGCGCUAAGCUAUCUGGAGGAUGUAUGGGUUACGCGUGACACGAAGGAGUCGCGGUGCUUCACCUUGGAAUUCUAUUUCAAGGAGAACCCGUACUUCUCUGAUAGUGUACUCAAGAAACAGUACAAGUGGUCCCCUGGGCCUGCGGCAGCGGAAGAAAAGUCCGACACGGACGGUCUGACUGAUUCAAUGAUCGACUUCUCGUGGGAGCGCGACGUAGAGCCCCAGGCGAGCAAGAUCAACUGGAAGGACGACGCGAAGAACCUGACGAAACUGCACCCGCGCGUGAAGGACGAGGACGGUGAUGACAUGCCUGCAGAGGGGGGCAGCUUCUUCAACCUGUUUGAGGAAUCAGAGGAUCCAUUUGACCUGGGCGUGCUGAUCGCAAACGACGUGUUCCCCGAGGCGGUGGAGUACUUCCUGGGCCAGGCUGGCGGGGACGGGGUGGACUCUGACGACGACGAGGACAGCGAGGACGACGAUGACGAGGAGGAGAUUGACCUGGAGAAGCCGCGCCCGAAGAAGCUGAAGGUGUGA
Fomitopsis serialis is the source of this 816-nucleotide messenger RNA. RefSeq lists its product as uncharacterized. The record is from RefSeq and is a predicted model, not a curated record. The coding region runs from base 1 to 816 and encodes 271 amino acids. The transcript has 5 exons. Gene Ontology annotation, cellular component: chromatin; nucleus. Lineage: Eukaryota; Fungi; Basidiomycota; Agaricomycetes; Polyporales; Fomitopsidaceae. Gene Ontology annotation, molecular function: chromatin binding; histone binding. Gene Ontology annotation, biological process: nucleosome assembly.